Messenger RNA from Electrophorus electricus (electric eel), 2388 nucleotides. RefSeq names its product dopa decarboxylase (gene ddc). Lineage: Eukaryota; Metazoa; Chordata; Actinopteri; Gymnotiformes; Gymnotidae. Gene Ontology annotation, biological process: catecholamine metabolic process; carboxylic acid metabolic process; serotonin biosynthetic process. Gene Ontology annotation, cellular component: cytoplasm. Gene Ontology annotation, molecular function: aromatic-L-amino-acid decarboxylase activity; pyridoxal phosphate binding. The record is from RefSeq and is a predicted model, not a curated record.
UGUGUGUGUGUGUGCGCGUGUGUGUGUGUACACAUGAGAGUUCAUGCGUUGCAUUUGCCAUACACAGAAGGAACGCCUGUGAACAGUGAGCAGAGGGAGGUGGAGAAGGACUAGGAAGACUACUCUCUUUGGACUGACCUGUCACCAAGAUGGACAUCACGGAGUUCCGGAAGCGUGGGAAGGAGAUGGUGGACUACGUGGCUGACUACCUGGAAACCAUAGAGCAGAGGCAGGUCUACCCAGAUGUGGAGCCCGGCUACCUGAGGUCCCUCAUUCCCGAGGAAGCUCCAGACGAGCCGGAGGCCUAUGAGGAUGUGAUCCAGGAUAUCGAGAGGGUGAUCAUGCCAGGGGUCACCCACUGGCACAGCCCGUUCUUCUUUGCAUAUUUCCCUACGGCCAGCUCCUUCCCUGCCAUGUUAGCAGAUAUGCUAUGCGGGGCAAUUGGCUGCAUCGGCUUCUCCUGGGCAGCCAGUCCGGCCUGUACUGAGCUGGAGACGGUGAUGCUUGAUUGGCUUGGGAAGAUGCUCAGACUGCCGAAGGAUUUUCUAGCUGGCACCGAAGGCCAAGGUGGUGGAGUGAUUCAGGGUACUGCCAGCGAAGCUACUCUGGUAGCACUUCUCGCCGCUCGCUCCAGGAUAGUCAAGCAGAUUCAAGCUCAUGAUCCUCAGCGCUCUGAAGUCGAAAUCAUCUCCAAACUAGUGGCCUACUCCUCAGAUCAGGCUCAUUCCUCAGUUGAGAGGGCAGGUCUAAUCGGAGGUGUGAGAAUGAAAAAAAUGUCAACUGAUGGCAAGUUUGCCGUGUGUGGGGAGACGUUUCGGAAAACCCUGGAAGAGGACAAAGCAUCAGGCCUCAUCCCGUUUUACUUCUGUGCCACACUAGGAACCACUCCCUCAUGCGCGUUCGACCGCAUCACCGAGCUUGGCCCAAUAUGUAACGCAGAGGGCAUGUGGAUGCACAUUGACGCGGCGUACGCAGGGAGUGCGUUCAUUUGCCCUGAGUUCCGCCCUCUCUUGGAUGGCGUGGAGUUUGCUGACUCCUUCAAUUUUAACCCUCAUAAAUGGCUCCUAGUUAACUUUGACUGCUCCACAAUGUGGGUAAAGAGAAGAGCCGACAUCAUUGGUGCUUUUAAGAUGGACCCGCUUUACCUGAAGCAUGACCACCAAGAGUCAGGGCUUGUGACAGAUUACAGACACUGGCAGAUUCCACUGGGUCGGAGGUUCCGUUCACUGAAGUUGUGGUUCGUGUUCCGCAUGUACGGCCUGAGAGGUCUGCAGGCAUACAUCCGCAAGCAUGUCGGUCUGGCUAAGGAAUUUGAGCGUUUGGUCCGAAAUGACGAGCGCUUCGAAAUCUGUGCGGACGUGGUGUUGGGCUUGGUUUGCUUCAGACUAAAGGGCUCCAACGAACUUAACGAGCUCCUGCUGAGGAGGAUCAACGGCGCGCGGCGCGUUCACCUGGUGCCGUGUCAGCUGGCGGGCGCGUUCGUGCUGCGCUUCGCCGUGUGCUCGCGGACCACCGAGUCGCGGCACGCGCAGGAGGCCUGGCGCCACAUCUCUGAGCUGGCGUCCGAGCUGCUGCGAGGGCAGAAGCGCUGACCGCUGCCCGACCACUCCGGCUUACACCUGCCCUGCUGCUACACUUCUCUCUGCUCAUUCGCCGCUCCGUGUGUGUGUGUGUGUGUGUGUGUGUGUAUCCAACUGUCUAUUUUUACAAUCUCAGUAUCUGUGUGUAAACAGCACUUUUUGGCGGCUGGUUUGUGGCUGUAUUUUCCCAAAGCUUGUACGUCUACUACUAUGACAGUGUUUGUGGAUAUGUGUGUGUGUGUCAGAAUUCACUGUUGAGAGAUGAAGUACAAAUCAAAGAAUAAGUAGAAUGCACCGUUAUUACUGGAAUAAAAUGAACAGAGGCUUAAUGGAUAUUUACAUCAUUUUCUCACUGCAUUAUCGAGUACAUGACCUACAGCGUACCAAAACAACAGAAAAAUGCAUUGUUAGUUGAUAUGAUGAAAUGUUAUAAAAAAUAUCACAGAAAACAAAAUCAACUGUAGCUUGCUUUCAUGUAAUUCCGCGUCUUUGGUACGUGUUGACUACUGCAGUGACCCCUGAAGCGAAUAAAAAUGUCAUUGCUGAUUAGCCACACAUGCGUUGACUUUAAGCGCUCGCGUGCUGAUCUGUGUUUUACAGGCUCUAUGAAGAAAUCCACAAGCCUUAUGUCAAGGCAGUUAUCGGCCUGUCACAACACAUGCGUUAUCAUCAAACUUUUUUUUUUUUUUUGCAAAUGAGUUUACACAGCACAGGCACACGGAUAUAGGCGCACCGUGCAAAACAUGUGCAGGCUUAACGUUUGACCACGCGUCACGUGUACGCCUGUACUGCCCAGCUGCAAGACGGU